Prunus armeniaca (apricot) is the source of this 1845-nucleotide messenger RNA. NCBI's taxonomy places the organism in Eukaryota, Viridiplantae, Streptophyta, Magnoliopsida, Rosales, Rosaceae. The record is from the annotation of a GenBank genome assembly.
AUGGCAUCCACCGAUCUCUCGCCAACCAUGCUAGAUCAUCUUUAUUCUCUGGAUGACAAACUAAAAAGGGGAGGGCCCCUUUUGUUGCUUGAAGAUGCCUGUGAAAACCUUGUCGUGGGUGAUGAGCCGACACCAAAGACUACCCCUUACCCUUGUAGCAUCAGUAAAGGUUGGUCAGGAUGGGCUGACAGCAAACUUCUGGACCCGUCUACUUGCAACAUUUUGCACAGGGCAAAGGUACUUGAUGCCAUUUUUCUCUCCAAGCUAUGCAAUAUUCAUAUUGAAGCGAAGAUGCUCCGUCAUGUGGUUAGAAGGUGGAGUACCAAGACACACACCUUUGUUUGUUCAUGGUGGGAAUUCACCCUUACUCUUGAGGACGUGGCGAACAUUUCUAGCCUCCCUGUUUGCGAGAAUCAAAACCCCUUCGUCAUGGCUCUAACCUCGGAGGACAUGGAUAAGCUUGCAGUUCUAUGGAAGGGUGCUCCGACCUUUCCCAGCACCUCGCUCCAAUUCAGUAACUGGGUGUUUUUGUGGGAGGGGCUCAAAAGGUUAGAUGUGUACCCACUCCCCUAUUCGCAUGCUAGGCUACUUGCUGACUUUGGCAAAGGCUUUUACAUAGCAGACAGGCUCCCCCUGAUUUGCAAGUUGCUUGACAAUAUUGAGGGCUUCAUCCUCUGUCCUUACGAUGCUUUGGUAGAGGCAUUUGCGUAUGUGCCCUUUUAUGUGGAUACUGGUGAUACAGUCGAGGUCCAUGCGGUAAUGGCUCAAGGUCGCCAUUUUAGAAAAUAUGCUCUGUUCAAUGUUGCCUGUCUCCCUUGCCCACCUCAGGGCGUGCCAAUUAGCCUCAACCAUAGUGACCCCUUCACAUUACACAGGGAUUUUUGGAGUAGGGGCAAUGUGCCGGAUGGUGGUAGGCCCUUUGUUUUAGCCGGCAAGGAAAGAGUUGGUGGUUUCUCGAAGGGUUAUCUAGUUUAUUGGAACUACUACCUUGCUUCAUUUCGUAACUUCCAUGCUUCCCAUUGCAAUAUGUUACUUCCUUCAACAGCUCCUCAUGCUAGUCUAGUGUCGGAAGAGAAGGCUAUUCUAUUAAGUGAGAAACGCAAGUUGCCUUUUACCUCCAAUGGUGGGGAGAUUGUUAGGGAAUUUUCCAAGUUAAAAAAGAAGCUGGAAAGGCAGAGUCCUCGCAGUUCCAAAAGGAGCAUGGUGCAAGUGCUGGAAAAAUGGAAGCAGGAGGAAGAGCAUGGUGCAGAGAGAAAGCAAGCUGCCAAUAAACCCAAAAGGUUCAUUCCCAAAGUGGCGGCAAGUGGCCCUUCCAAAGCCAAGGGAACAGCUUCUCUCGAACAACCAUGGCCUCAAACAUUUACUACUUCUGGGAGUGGCAAGGGUGUUGGCAAAGCGCCGAAUAUCUCUCAUUCUCUUGCAAGGUUCACUAGCACCCACGCGAAUAAUAAUGGAGCUUCCAGAACUAGAGUUGUUGCCUCUUUUACAGUAAAGCUCCCUUGCAAUUGGCUUAGCACCAGAGAGGGUGGACUCUUUGCUUCAAGAAAUAGGCUUAGCGUUUCAAUCACAGCUUGUCCCUUGAUAGCUCUCGAAGUUAUACACGUGAUAUCGAACUCGGAUAGUUAUAGCAACCAGCAUGCGAGGCAUCCUCACAACAUCGGUCUUGUGAACAAAUACCUCACGAGAUCAGACUUCACUAUGAGCUAUAGCUUGGCUUUCCUCCCCAUCAUGACUAUCUUGGCAAGCAAAGCCCUAAUCGCGGCAUUCGUUGCAGCCAAAUACAGAUUGAGUGGAAGUCCCGGGAUGGGUGCUCUCAUGGUGGGCAGCUUGGUGAUCAAUUGUUGA